Messenger RNA from Dendronephthya gigantea, 1035 nucleotides. RefSeq names its product hyccin-like. Gene Ontology annotation, biological process: phosphatidylinositol phosphate biosynthetic process; protein localization to plasma membrane. The record is from RefSeq and is a predicted model, not a curated record. Lineage: Eukaryota; Metazoa; Cnidaria; Anthozoa; Malacalcyonacea; Nephtheidae. Gene Ontology annotation, cellular component: plasma membrane.
ACAAGAUGAAGUCAAAUUUGAUUCUCUGUAUAAAAUAUUUAUAAACUUUGCUAUUUCGUUUAUAUUUUGGUAGAAUUCGUUGAUUUUAUUUAGCUUAUUAAAGAGAACAUGAAUCUACAGCAAGUUAGGGAUUUUUUGAACAACGUUAAGGAUGGACCUAAGACAAAGGUUAUGGAAGUCUUGGAAAACGACCAACAAACUAUCGGUCAAAUCAUUCAAUUUUUGAUGGCAAGUCAUACCAGUAAUGAGGUUGUUGAACUUGUAUACAGCAGUCUGUUUACACUGUAUCAGAAUGGUGGAGAUAUUCAGAAAGCAUUUGUCCUGCAUUUCCUACCAGCAUUGGUUUGGGAAUAUCUCUUCAUUUCAUCCAAUCAUGGUCAAAAGGGUUAUGGAAAACUGGAAGCUGUUUUGCUAGCUAUUUAUAAUGCAGAAGUUCUUGAUGAAAAUGGAAAAACAAAAUAUCAGAAAUUUCGUCUUCCUUCACUUUCAAGACCUUCACUUUAUCACGAGCCAUCGCUUGCAAAAUCUGGAACAUCUGCAUUGACAGAGAGUGCGUUAAGUCGGCAUGAACAAAGUGAGGUUGUUUAUAAACUUGAUGGUCCUGGACGAGAAUUGACGAGAAUACCAGCUUGUCACAGGUUUGCUGUGGUAGCUUUUGUCCUAGAGCAGUACAAUCAUUACAUUGCUUUUAUGGGUGAAUCAUCUCUUGAAGCAGCCUGUAAAAUGGCGUUAAUGGUUUCAAGCUGUGGUUUCAAAGAUCUCUGUGUAAAAAAAGACACAGACAAAGACUUAGAAAAACUUUCUGAAUGUUCUCGGAUACCUUUGGACAAUGCCACACUCGUACAACUUGUUUAUUUCGUUUACUAUUCGUUGUAUAAUGGUUUUUCAAAACCGGCUCGCUGUUCAUUUGAUGCGUUGCAUUUCCGUGCGGAGUAUGGUUUAUUCUCGCAGGCAUAUCUUCAUCUUUUGGAAACGCAAGAGAGUGACAUUGCGCCUUUGGGCCUGGAUAUGUUGAAAGUAUCUGGUAAGAAUUGA